AUGGCAAAACGUGGAAAUUAUGGAACAUGGUCAGCAGAUCAUAUGGAAAAAGCUUUAAAAGCAUACAAUAAUGGUGAAAAAGGACUAAACCAAUGCAGCCGAGAUUAUGGAAUAUGUGAUAAAUACAAAAUCAAUGCUACCACCAUCUUUAAUGUGGACGAGUCUGGUUUCUCGACUGUAGCUAAGAAAUGUCAGAAAAUUGUGGCCAGGAAAGGUUCAAAAGCUGUCGGAUCAAUCGCAAAGAAAAUAAAGUGUUACUUCUUAUGGAUGGUCACACGACUCAUUGUAAAAACCCUUGCAGCUCUUCUUUUAGCAAGGGAGAAUCGAGUGGUUUUGCUGCAAUUGCCUGGACAUACGACGCACUGCUUACAACCUUUAGAUAAGGCUUUUUUUAAACCAUUGAAGACAAACUGUACACAGGCUUCAGAGAGAUGGUUGAGGAGUAAUCCUGGACGCGCAGUGGCGCAAUAUCAAGUGGCGGAGCUCUUAAAUGCAGCAGAUGGAAAAGCAGCGACCAUUGAGACUGCAAUAAAUGCGUUUAGAUCAUCUGGUGUUUGGCCUGUCAAUGACUCCUAUUUCGUAGCAUCUGAAGUGCUUAGACCUAGUGUAAAUCGGACAAAAGAAGCUUCUAGACUUGGAAAUCAGGAAAGUAGUGAUGAUGACGACAUCCCUCUAUCCAUACUAAAAAUUCAACAGGUUGUACAACUGCCUGCUCUACAUCUGUAG
This is a messenger RNA of Acanthoscelides obtectus, 726 nucleotides long. NCBI's taxonomy places the organism in Eukaryota, Metazoa, Arthropoda, Insecta, Coleoptera, Chrysomelidae. The record is from the annotation of a GenBank genome assembly.